UUUGGCUUUUACACAAUUUUCUUGUUCGGCACCUCUGUUACUCUUUAUUUCGUUAGCUAGUUCCAUCUUCACCUUCCAAUCUCAAUCCACCCAAUCUAUUCAAAUCGACGAUUUUGAUAUAACCGUAGACCUCAAAUUCUCCUUAAUUAGCCUCAAUUGUCUCUUUCAGAAUUUAGAUUUCAGAGUCCCACUCCCACCCGUUUGAUCACAUUCAAUUCUCCAUCAAAUACCAGUAGAGUUUCAAUCUCUUCAAUUUGCCAAAUGGGUUUUCGCCGUUUGCUCAGAUUACCAAGAUUUUGAUUUGUGUGAUCGUCUAUUAAAAUCUUCACAUAGAAAUUUUUUGAUGUAAGGACAGAGUGAAAGAUCUUGAGCUUCUUUGUCUGGAGUUGUGGAAAUAAUUGGGAUUUGCUUAUUCAAUUUAACGAUCUCUAGUGAAGUGCAUAGCUUUGGCUGCAGAGCAGAAGAAGAGAUUUUAUGCUGAUAUUCUAGCUGGCUGAAAUUUCAAGAGCUGGAAAUUUUCAUCUGAGUUAAUAUCAAUGGCUGAUAAUCGACGUAGUAAUGUCAAAUCUGGUAACGGGAAAGCCUCAGGAGCCAGCAAUCCAUAUGCCAUCAAUUUGGAUAACUUCAGUAAACGAUUGCAAAUGUUGUAUUCACACUGGAAUGAGCACAAAAGUGAGCAAUGGGGUGAUUCUGAGGCACUUGCAUUAGCAACGCCUCCUGCUUCUGAUGAUCUACGAUACCUGAAAUCAUCGGCCCUCCACGUCUGGUUGCUCGGUUAUGAGUUUCCUGAAACCAUUAUGCUUUUCAUGAAGAAGCAAUUGCAUGUCCUGUGCAGCCAGAAGAAAGCCUCUCUGCUUGAUGCUGUGAAAAAAUCUGCCAAAGAGACUGUGGGUAUUGAAAUUAUAAUGCAUGUGAAGCCCAAGAAUGAUGAUGGAACGGGACUGAUGGAUAGUCUAUUUAGAUCAGUCAAUGCUCAGUCGAAGUCCAGUGGUAAUGGCUCUCCAAUUGUUGGAUACAUAGCCAGAGAGGCUCCUGAAGGGAAGCUUUUGGAGACUUGGACUGAAAAGUUGAAGAAUGCAGACUUUCAGCUAGCUGAUGUAACUAAUGGGUUUUCUGACUUGUUUGCUGUUAAAGACAACGUUGAACUUACAAAUGUCAAACGAGCUGCGUUUUUGACAUCAUCCGUUAUGAGGAGUUUUGUUGUUCCCAAGCUUGAAAAGGUCAUUGAUGAGGAGAAGAAGAUUUCUCAUUCUUCUUUGAUGAACGAAACAGAGAAGGCUAUACUGGAACCUGCAAGAAUUAAGGUGAAGCUGAAGGCAGAGAAUGUUGAUAUUUGUUACCCUCCAAUUUUUCAAAGUGGAGGAGAUUUUGAUCUGAAACCAAGUGCUUCAAGCAACGAUGACAAUCUUUGCUAUGACUCAACUAGUGUAAUCAUAUGUGCCGUAGGAUCUCGCUACAACAGUUACUGCUCAAACGUUGCUCGAACCUUUCUAAUUGAUGCUAAUUCUGUGCAGAGCAAGGCUUAUGAGGUUCUCCUUAGAGCCCAUGAAGCAGCAAUUAGUACUUUAAAACCAGGCAAUAAGAUAAGUUCUGCAUACCAAGCUGCCCUCUCGGUUGUUGAAAAGGACGCCCCUGAAUUGGCUCCAAGCUUAACCAAAACUGCAGGAACUGGCAUUGGUCUUGAGUUUCGUGAGUCGGGUCUUAAUCUUAAUGCCAGAAAUGACCGAACUCUGAGACCAGGCAUGGUUUUCAACGUGUCACUUGGUUUUCAAAACUUGCAGGCGGAGACCAAAAACCUAAAGACCCAGAAAUUUUCAAUUUUGUUAGCAGAUACUGUUAUUGUUCGUGAAGAUGUCCCAGAAGUUCUGACGCAGUCAAGUUCUAAAGCUGUUAAAGAUGUGGCAUACUCUUUCAAUGAGGACGAUGAUGAAGAAGAAGAACAAGUAAAAGUAAAAGCUGGGACUAAAGUUGGUGGGACUACCUUAUCUAAGGCAACACUUCGGUCAGAUAACCAGGAGAUGUCAAAGGAAGAGCUAAGAAGGCAACAUCAGGCAGAACUUGCUCGUCAGAAAAAUGAAGAAACUGCAAGGAGGCUUGCAGGUGGUGGUUCUUCAGCAACCGAUAAUCGCGGGGCUGGGAAAACUAUUGGUGACCUUAUUGCAUACAAAAAUGUCAAUGAUUUGCCUCCUGCAAGAGAUUUGAUGAUUCAAAUUGACCAGAGGAAUGAAGCCAUCCUUUUGCCAAUUUAUGGAACCAUGGUUCCUUUCCAUGUUGCCACUGUUAAGAGUGUGUCCAGCCAGCAGGACAGUAACAGGAAUUGCUACAUCAGAAUUAUAUUUAAUGUACCUGGAACACCAUUCAAUCCUCAUGAUGCUAAUUCCCUUAAGUUUCAGGGGUCAGUUUAUCUAAAAGAAGUUUCAUUCCGGUCCAAGGACCCAAGGCAUAUAAGUGAAGCUGUACAACAAAUUAAGACCCUCCGGCGGCAAGUUGCUUCUAGGGAGUCGGAAAGAGCUGAGAGAGCAACUUUAGUUACUCAGGAGAGACUGCAGCUUGCAGGAACAAAAUUUAAGCCAAUAAGAUUGCCUGAUCUAUGGAUCCGACCUCCUUUUGGUGGUCGUGGAAGAAAGCUCUCUGGGUCUCUUGAAGCCCAUACCAAUGGUUUUCGCUAUUCUACUUCAAGGGCCGAUGAAAAAGUAGAUGUUAUGUUUGGCAACAUUAAACAUGCCUUUUUCCAACCAGCAGAGAAGGAAAUGAUCACUCUGUUGCAUUUUCAUUUGCAUAAUCACAUUAUGGUGGGAAACAAAAAGACAAAAGAUGUGCAAUUCUAUGUGGAGGUGAUGGACGUGGUCCAGACGCUAGGAGGUGGGAAGAGAUCUGCGUAUGAUCCAGAUGAGAUUGAGGAAGAGCAAAGGGAGAGGGCUCGAAAAAACAAAACUAAUAUGGACCUCCAGAACUUUGUGAACCGAGUUAAUGAUUUGUGGGGACAACCCCAACUCAAAACUUUUGACCUAGAGUUUGAUCAGCCCCUGAGAGAGCUUGGCUUUCAUGGUGUACCACACAAGGCCUCAGCUUUCAUAGUCCCAACUUCAAGCUGCCUGGUUGAGCUGAUAGAGACACCAUUUGUGGUAAUCACUCUUAGCGAGAUUGAAAUAGUCAAUCUUGAGAGAGUCGGCCUUGGGCAGAAGAAUUUUGAUAUGACCAUAGUAUUUAAGGAUUUCAAGCGAGAUGUAUUUAGAAUUGAUUCUAUUCCUUCAACAUCUUUGGAUGGCAUCAAGGAGUGGCUUGACACAACUGAUCUUAAAUAUUAUGAAAGCAGAUUGAAUCUCAACUGGCGGCCUAUACUGAAAACUAUUACUGAUGAUCCUGAGCAGUUCAUAGAAGAUGGUGGAUGGGAAUUUUUAAACAUGGAUGUUAGUGAUUCUGAUUCUGAUAAAUCAGAGGAAUCAGACAAAGGUUAUGUACCUUCAGAUAUACAGUCGGACUCAGGUUCCGAAGAUGAAGACGAUGAUAGUGAGUCAUUGGUGGAAUCGGAAGAUGACGACGAGGAAGACUCUGAAGAAGAAUCAGAGGAGGAUGAAGGGAAAACCUGGGAAGAAUUGGAGAGGGAAGCAAGUUAUGCAGAUAGGGAAAAAGGAGAUGAUUCUGACAGUGAACAGGAGAGAGCAAGGACUAAGAUAAAGGCUUUUGGAAAGGCUAGGGCGCCUGACAAGAGAAAUCUGGGUAGCAGCCUUCCCAAAAGGCCCAAACUAAGGAGAUAGAUAGGCGUCUUCUUCUCUUGCUCUCUCCUUUUUGUUAUAUUUACCCAUAGAUUGUUCUUGUAUAACUAUGUUUUACAAAGAUGUUCAUGUAUGUACUAUUGUUUAGUUGUACUAUAAAGACGUCAAGGUAAGUUUAAGUUAUGAACAUUUCCUACUUGAAAGAUGGUGUUUGAUGAAA
Messenger RNA from Humulus lupulus (European hop), 3936 nucleotides. Its product is annotated as FACT complex subunit SPT16-like. The record is from RefSeq and is a predicted model, not a curated record. Lineage: Eukaryota; Viridiplantae; Streptophyta; Magnoliopsida; Rosales; Cannabaceae. Gene Ontology annotation, biological process: positive regulation of transcription elongation by RNA polymerase II; transcription elongation by RNA polymerase II. The transcript is spliced from 5 exons. Gene Ontology annotation, molecular function: nucleosome binding. Gene Ontology annotation, cellular component: FACT complex. Bases 537 to 3758 code for a protein of 1073 amino acids.